GCCCAGAGCUUUAAUUAACGUAUUCACAUUAAUUCGUUUGACGACCUGCUCACACUACACAUGUCACAAAUAUUUUACUUUUGUACUACAAUCAUCCUCCCCCCUUUCCUCCUACCAAGUAAAUAUACUACUAAAUAAAUCUUAUUUUAGCUCCUUUAAAAAAAUUCAUUAAAAACACAUAUAUACAUAUCCGUUCAUACUUUUCCCUAUUUUUUUUCUUUUUUGGCAUUUCCUUUGACUGGGAAAAACGAGAUGAAGAAAAAUGUGAGGAAUGAGGAAAAGCAAAAAAAAUAUUUGAUUAGCGGCCAUAAACGUAAAAAAUUUUCCCUUUUCUCAUUUUUCUCAUCUACCACCUACUAAACUAUUCACACGCAAAUACUCGGCGGAAAUAACAAAAAAUAGCUAUGAAAAUAAAAAAAGAGGCUGGGAAGCGCAGUCAAACCUUUUAUGUUUUUCUCUCGAAUAUUUUUAAUAAAAUUAACUCAAAUUAACCCUUUCUCGAACCUUUUUUUCGAUUUUUAUCAGGCAUGCUCACGGGUACGGAUAUAUCCGCGGAUAUCCGGAUACCCGCGGCUCUGAAAAACUGACACUGAAAAACUGACUAUUUUGAAAAUUUUUUGAGUAUCUGACCAUUUUGAGAAAAAUAAGAUUAUCCACGAGCGGAUAUAGUCGAAAAGUGACAGGAUAUAAACGGAUAUAGCUAAUAUCGGAUGCGGAUAUCGAAAAUCUAUAACCUGUGAGCAUGCCUGAUUUUUUAAUAAAUUAUAGUAAUUUAAUUAACCCACCUACAUGCUCCCCAACAUUAGCAAUGCCCAUCUUCUACACCUUUCACCACAAAUUCCAGGCGCUGUUGUUAGUUGCACAGGCAAAAAGGUGUUGGUUUUGACAGAUCUUUUAUUGACAAAAGUUUUAUUUAUGAUUGCUUACCCAAGCAUUUUUGUUGUUGGAACUGUUGGAAAUUUGCUUGUUGUUUGGGUUGUUGUUAAUUGUAAGAAGAUGCAGACUGUCACAAACGUAUUCAUUGCAAACUUGGCAGUCUCUGAUCUUUUGGUUUGCUUCAGCUCAAUAUGGUUAACCCCUUCAUAUACCUACAUUGGACACUGGAUUUGGGGUGGUUGGCUUUGUUAUUCUUUGCCUUUGUUCCAAGGGGCAUCAAUUUUUAUCUCUUCACUUUCGUUGACAGCUAUUGCAUUAGAUAGAUAUUGGGUUAUCUGUUUGGCACCACCAAAUAGGAGUGCUACACAAAUGCAUACUUCCAAACAAGUUUGUAUAGCUGUAAUUGUUCUCAUUUGGUGUGUUUCUAUUCUCCUCGCCUUGCCUUAUGCUGUUCACAUGAGAAUUGCUCAAGGUGUGCAUCCAUCCACCUUACUUAGUAUAUUAAAAUUCAUUUUUAAAGUUCAAUGGCCUUGCCAUUUCUCCCUUUGUGUUGAAGAUUGGGUUGAUUUGGAGGAUUUGAGGAGUGUUUAUGGGUUUGUCCUUCCAUUUGCAAUUAUUGGAAGAAGUUAUCGUCUUAUUUGGAGGUUUAUUGAAUCUAGACGUGCCCAACUUCUAAGGCCUAUAAGUGAGGCACAAAUGAAUAGAAAACAGAGAUUGCUUAGAAUGCUUGUUAGAAUGGUUCUGGUUUUUGGGUGUUGCUGGCUUCCUUUUAAUAUCCUCAAUUUGUUAAGGGAUCUUAGAAUGGAUGCCUGGCUGAAGCCCUAUUUCUCCUUCCUUUUUCUACUUUCCCAUUUACUCUCAAUGGUUGUACCUGCAGCAAAUCCUCUUUUAUAUGCCUGGAUGAAUAGUGCUUUUCGAGAAUCUUUUCUGCGAGCACUUCCACUCGGCGGAAGAUUGAGGAAAAAAUUGGAAAUGAUGGAAAUUGGAACUGUUGGGACUGGACAGAUUUGUGGAGGAACUACAAGUUCCGAGGGAAGAGGAGGAAGGGAAGAAUUUCAAACAGACAAUUCACAACAACAACAAUUAAUUAGUAAUAGAAAUUCUCGAGAAUUUAGACCUCAAAGAAUUCCUUCAACAAUUUCACUUCGUUAUUCACCUAGUAAUCUCUCCAAUUCUCACAAUUAA
This is a messenger RNA of Meloidogyne enterolobii, 2061 nucleotides long. NCBI's taxonomy places the organism in Eukaryota, Metazoa, Nematoda, Chromadorea, Rhabditida, Meloidogynidae. The record is from the annotation of a GenBank genome assembly.